Messenger RNA from Haliotis rufescens (red abalone), 1041 nucleotides. RefSeq names its product calmodulin-4-like. The record is from RefSeq and is a predicted model, not a curated record. NCBI's taxonomy places the organism in Eukaryota, Metazoa, Mollusca, Gastropoda, Lepetellida, Haliotidae. Bases 107 to 562 code for a protein of 151 amino acids. Gene Ontology annotation, molecular function: calcium ion binding. The transcript is spliced from 3 exons.
UAUAUCAACAGCAACUUGUAUAUUAUUGGCGGAACCUUACAUGGGAUAUGUUGUGCAGGUGUGCAGUUCUACAUUUCCCUUAAAACAGCCAGACUGUCAAUGAAGGAUGAACCAACUGACUCUAAACCAACUGCAGAUAUACACCAGAAUGUUUAAAGAAGUCGAUCUGAAUCAUGAUGGACGUUUAAACAAAUCCGAGGUCAAAGGCUUGUGUGUGGAGUUGGGCUUUGACUAUGAUGACUCCCAGGUGAAGCAACUGUUUUCGGAGCUUGACAAGGAUAAAAGUGGUGAUGUGACCUUGGACGAGUUUCUUGCUGCUAUGCAACCAAUCAAAAAAGAGAAAAAACGAUGCGCCACUUUCAGACGGAUGUUUAGGAGGAUGGACCUAAACAAAGAUGGCUUUCUGUCGGUAUCCGAGCUCCACCGGUCUCUGUCGUCUGCUGUGAAUGAGGGUGAACAGCCGCUGUCUGCACAAGAGGUCAAGGACAUCAUAGCCCAAGUUGACGUCAAUGGCGACGGCAAACUGGACUAUGAAGAGUUUCUGUUGCUGAUGAAGCCUUGAAGUUUGACUGAAUGUCAAUCCUUCAUGGCCAAGUCGGAUAAUGGAACAGGCCAACCCACUAAUAACAGUAGCUAUUGACUAUUGUGCAUGUGAAAAGCAAAUAUUUGACCUUAACGACCUGUUUAAGUCGUUCCUUAAAAUUUGUGUCUUGGCAAUAUUAUAAUUAUAAAAUAAUUAUUGUUGUAGAACUUCUAACAUCAGAAGGACCUGUACCGAUUCAGGUGAACCAAUAAGGAUACCAAUUUAGGUAAACUAUGAGCCAUAAAAGGACUUACUUAAAAUACGGUUAAAUAUUUGUUUUUGAUUUGCACAAUUGACCGCACGCUGGACUGUUAUUGGAUAUGGGUUAGAUAGGACUGCGGGUCCAAACUGGCUGCCGAAAAAGGAUACACACUGGAUCCGUGACGACACAUUGGUUGAAUUAGUGUCGGAGAUCUAAACCUUAUUACUUUUCCAUGCAAUAAAAUAAUACAUAAGUC